GUAUUUGUUGAUUAUUUUGGAUGGUGCGGGGAUUCUGGAGUGCUGGAGUUGAUUUUUUUGUUAGAAUUAUGGUCUAAUCCAUUAAAAUUUGAUUUCAGAAUUUUUUUUCUGGAAUUUUUUGGGCGAAAAAUGGGAACGAGGGGGUGUGUGAGGGGUGGGUGGUGAAUGUGGGUGAAGGUCGAUUGGGAACCCUGUGACCCAGUAGAGGUCGUAGAUGUUAUUGAUGAGCACGUGUUUGUGAAGUGACAUAAUUAUUUUGGACCGAAAAUUCUCGGUAUUUCGAGGAAUUCGUUGAUGGUGGAGUGAAAGGGUUGUGCAGAGGUGAGGAUUGAGGGCUGAGGGCCGAGGGUUGAGGGCCGAGGGUUGAGGGCUGCUAGACCCGGGAGUAUUUAUAUCCUAGCGGAGCCGACCAAAAGCUGAAAGUGAAAAAUGGCGAAACAUGAAAGUACCGAAUUAACCCGCGAAGAUUUCGACGCAGGUCCGUCAAGUGCCGACGAAAUCGAGCCGAGCUUAUACUUAGGCAACCUGACAGCAGCAACAGACGUUAAAUGGCUGAAAGACACUAAAAUCACGCACAUCCUGACGGUCGAUUCGUGCCCCCUCCCCAGGAGGAUUCAACUCCUCCCGGACUUGACUGUCAAGUACAUCCAGCUGACGGACAUGCCACGGGAGGACUUUCUCCGGUACUUCGAUGAGUCCCACGAUUUUAUCGAUCAGGCCCUCACCUCGGGGGGAAAAAUCCUGGUGCACUGUUACUUCGGGGUCUCCAGGUCGUCGACUCUCGUCAUCGCGUACAUGAUGAAGAAGUACGAGAUGACGUUCGACGUCGCCCUGGAUGUCGUCAAGUCCAAAAGACGAUUUGUCAGUCCAAAUUCUGGGUUCGUAGCUCAACUCAAACUUUACGGGGACAUGGGGUGCACCAUUGACACCAGGAAUGUGCAGUUUAAGAUGUAUAGACUGCAAAUUGCUGCUGACAAGGUCCGAAAAGCCCGAAUUCUCCCGUCAACUUAUGUGGAUCUGAUAAAACCGGAUCCAGCGCUAGAAACAGUCCGUCCAGAGCCAACGGUCUACCGUUGCAAGAAGUGCCGGAGGAUAGUUGCAACUGCCAGCAAUAUCCUACCCCAUGCACCAGGUCAGAGGCAUGUCUGGCGUUACGUCAGUCGGAGAGGUGACAAGGGAAAAAUUAUUCCGGUCAAGGACUCCCGACCUGACCAACUCUGCGACAAAAUCUAUUUCAUCGAGCCCAUCGCCUGGAUGCCCGACAUCCUGCACAACGUCGAGGGCAAACUCAAUUGUCCUAAGUGCGAGGCAAAACUUGGAUCCUUCAGCUGGAUAUCAGGUUGCCAGUGCCCAUGCAGCACGAAAAUUGCGCCGGCUUUUUACCUGGUGCCAUCGAAAGUCGAAUGGAGUAAUGCUGUACAAAACGUUCUUGUUACUGUCUGAAGAGCAGUUCCAUUAUCUCCCCAACAAAUGGUUUUACGAAAAAAUUUCAGAGGAAUUUUUUGCGGAGAAUUUCAUCACCGAAAAAAAAUGUUGUAUUCAUUUUUUUCAAUGGAGCACUCAUUACCGAAAUAAUUAAAUAAUUAGGCAUUGAGGUCAUCGUCGGUUGUUGAAACAAUGUUCGGAAUCCAGGGAUCGUUCAUUGCGGAUUGUCUUGGUACUGGGUGAUUUUGGGAAGAAAUUGAGUAAGAGAUUUUUUGAGGAGAAUUUUAUCCUCCGGAUAUGAGAUCUUGUGAUGUUUUCUCGUAAAAUCAUUUUUCACCGAGAUAAAUUCCAUUUUUUUGUAAUUAAUGUUUAUCUGAUGAUUUUGGCUGUUUAAACACUAUUU
Molecule: messenger RNA, 1828 nt
Organism: Fopius arisanus
Lineage: Eukaryota; Metazoa; Arthropoda; Insecta; Hymenoptera; Braconidae
Gene: MKP-4
Product: MAPK Phosphatase 4
Exons: 3
Coding region: 430-1443 (337 amino acids)
Biological process (GO): protein dephosphorylation
Cellular component (GO): nucleus
Molecular function (GO): protein tyrosine/serine/threonine phosphatase activity
Source: RefSeq, a predicted model, not a curated record